AUGGCCAAAGAGCAAGCCGUCUACUCCCACGGCCAUCACAGAUCAGUGGUCGAAGAUCACGCGCGUCGAACGGCCCAAGACUCAGCAGCAUUUCUUCUUCCCCAUAUCCGCCCCAACCACACCAUUCUUGAUGUGGGCUGCGGUCCAGGUACCAUCACUGCUGAUCUGGCGACCUUUGUCCCUGAGGGCAAGGUCAUUGGUGUUGAUGCCGUCGAGUCUGUGCUGGGACAGGCGUCGGAGUAUGCCACGUCCAGAGGGGUGACGAAUAUUACAUUCCAAAAAGUCGACGCCAAUGACUUACCGUUUGAGGACAACUCCUUUGACAUCGUGUUUUGUCAUCAGGUCCUGCAACACGUGAAAAAUCCGGUCGCCAUAUUGAAGGAGAUGCGGAGAGUUGCCAAGCCUGGUGGUAUCGUGGCUGCUCGAGAAGCUGACUACAAGUCGUUCGCUUGGUAUCCAGAAACCCCUGAGAUCGCGCGGUGGGCAGAGCUCUAUCAGAAAGUCGCAAAGACGAAUGGAGGCGAGCCCAAUGCAGGGCGAUAUUGUCACGUCUGGGCGAAGCAAGCUGGUUUCUCCCCAGAUGAGAUCACCACUACAUGGGAUUGCUGGAGAUUUGCUGGGCAGCGAGUGGCCCAGUUUGCUCAAAGUUGGACAGGGAGAAUCUUACAGCCUGGAUUCAUGGGGACGGCGGUCCGAGAAGGAUUUUCAACCGAAGAUGAGAUCAAGAACCUCUCUGAAGCCUGGAAGAGAUGGGGCGAGGACGAGGAUGCUUUCCUUGCAAUUCCCAGUGGAGAGAUCUUGUGUCGUAAGACAUAG
This is a messenger RNA of Fonsecaea nubica, 816 nucleotides long. RefSeq lists its product as hypothetical. Lineage: Eukaryota; Fungi; Ascomycota; Eurotiomycetes; Chaetothyriales; Herpotrichiellaceae. Gene Ontology annotation, molecular function: sterol 24-C-methyltransferase activity. Gene Ontology annotation, biological process: sterol biosynthetic process. The transcript has a single exon. Gene Ontology annotation, cellular component: endoplasmic reticulum. Bases 1 to 816 code for a protein of 271 amino acids. The record is from RefSeq and is a predicted model, not a curated record.